AUGGACCUAAUAACAGCGACCUGUCCAAGCGGCGCCGACGCCUCUUUCGGUCCACGAGUGAAUGCUGCCUGUCGCGGUUUCGACUUUACGAUACAAUUUGAAGAUAUUGUACUAGCUUGCUUACCAUCAUCAUUAUUCUUGCUUCUACUUCCAUUGCCUGCAUGGCAGUUAUGGAAGGCGCAUCGUUGUGUUAAGAGAUCUACAUUGUUGUUUGUCAAGCUCGUAACCAUCGGAUGUUUGUUGGCAUACCAAAUUGCUUUCCUCGUCUUGAGGGCAUCAGGCGCUCAUCAUGACCGAGCCCCUGCCUCACUCGCAGCAGAUAUUUUACAGAUUCUCACAGUAUUCAGCGCCCUUGUCUUGUCCUACAUAAACCACUGCCGUUCAAUCCGUCCCUCGACAAUACUAGUCCUGUAUUUAUCGGCGCGUACCAUAGCAGAUAUAGUUCGUGUAAGAACAUUAUGGCUGAUCCCAGAAGCGAGGAACUCGAGCAUCGUCCUCACGCUGAGCCUCGUUUUUACUCUGAUCGCAUUGGUCUCAGAGUCAAUGGAAAAGGAUGAUAUCCUUAUAGGAUCAGUUAAAAAGCCAGGUACUCCGGAACCAUUCAGCGGGUUCUGGAAACAAGCCACAUUUGCCUGGCUUGCUACAACUUUUCGCCGCGGCUAUACUCAGGUACUCUCCGUAGAAGACCUUCCAGACUUAGAUCCAAAACUCGAUAGUGGCAUUAUCGGGAGGGAGUUGGCAAACACUUGGGCCAAAACCAGAGACAAAUCUGCGAAAUAUGCGCUCUUUCGAGUAUGCUUGAAUGCAUACCUUGCCCCUUUCCUAUCCGGAGUGUUACCACGCCUCUGCCUCACUGCCUUCACCUUCUGCCAGCCCUUUCUCAUUAACGCAAUUGUCACUUGGGUUGGCUCUGCGGAUGCCUCCAUGGCCUUUGGUAAGGGCCUAAUAGGAGCUACCGCUCUCACUUACAUUGGCAUGGCUAUAUCGACAGCCCUGUAUGAGUAUCGCACGAUCCGUUUUGUAAUACGAUUGCGUGGUGGGCUAAUCUCUCUCAUCCAUGGCCAAACUGCCCGCGCCAGAAGCGUGGAUCUUGGCAAUAUCACGGCAAUCGCUUUGAUGGGGACAGAUGUAGAGCGUAUCACAGUUGCUUUCAGGUACAUCCAUGAAGUCGGCGUGGCUUGCGUCAUGCCUGUUGUCAUCAUCUUGGUUUUCAUCGGUGCCACUCUUCCACUCUCUGCUUCUACUAGCACCGCGCAGCGACUAUGGGUGGAAAAAGUGGAAGACCGGCUGCGCCUAACCUCACAUGUUCUAGAGAAUAUCAAGGCUGUCAAGAUGCUGGGACUUUCUGAAAAGUUGUCGUCUAUAAUUCAAGGGCUCCGUCACGCCGAAAUAGUGGCUUCUGCUGCUUUUCGCAAGUUGUUGAUCUGGAGAAUUGUGCUCUCCCAAUCUCCCACUGAUCUUGCUCCAAUAGCGACCUUCACUUUAUAUGUAGUUAUUGCGUUGAUUCGGAAGGACAAUUCUCUACUCGCUGCCCAGGCUUUCACAUCGUUGUCAUUGGUGGCUCUGCUAACGACGCCUGUUUUGACGCUUAUCCAAUCAAUACCCGCCGUAAUCCAGUGCAUGGGAUGUUUCGAUAGGAUGCAAGAAUAUUGCAGUGUCCCAUACGCAUCUGAUGUUUCUGAUUUACAGGUAUCUAUAGGAUCACACCCACAUGAAGAUCUCGUGGAGUUUCACAACCAAAACUUUGGAUGGAAAGAUGUCAAAAAUCCUGUUUUGCGUAACAUCGAUCUUAGUAUCAAGCACGGGGCUUUUACUGCCAUCGUCGGUCCCGUCGGCAGCGGAAAGUCAACUCUUCUGGAGAGUAUUCUUGGAGAGUCUUUGGCUACCGAAGGUUCCACAAAGAGGAAUUUUGCCACGAUUGGCUACUGUUCGCAGACACCAUGGCUUCAGAGCCAUACGGUUCGUGAGAAUAUUAUUGGCAACAUGGAUUUUGACAAAGAUUGGUACAAAACAGUGAUCUGGGCAUGCGGAAUUGAAGACGAUCUAUCACGACUUGCCCAGGGUGAUAAAACACCUGUUGGCAGCAACGGUUUAAAAUUGAGUGGUGGGCAGAAGCAAAGAAUUAGCUUGGCGCGGGCUUUAUACUCACGAUGCAGAGUUGUUAUUCUUGACGACGUGUUCAGUGGGGUUGAUGCUACAGCCACGGAGAAGAUCGCUUCACGUUUAUUUGAAGCAAAUGGACUCUUUCGGAAUAUGAGAACCACCGUUGUUUUUACAACACACUCAAGCCUUCUCCUUCCAUACGCAGAUCAAAUUGUCGUCUUGGCCGACGGUCGGGUUUCUGAGAAAGGUGCUCUAAAGGAUCUAAUAACUAGCAGUUCUUACAUUCAAGCCAUGAACGUUAAAACGUCCUCUGCAUGCAACGAAGAGAUCGUGGCGUCUGACGAGAAAGCUUCAACCCGUGGCUUCUCUCAUAUUAUUGGCGUCGAUGAAGAAGAAGAGAGUGUUCCGGACUCAGCUGAAUCAACAUUGAAUGAGCUAUCAGAGGACGAUACCGCCCGUCAGAAGGGUGAUUUCUCUGACUACAUAUACUACCUGAGAGCUACAGGCUUUCCUGUGGUUGUUGGUUUCCUAGGAACGGUUGCUUUCUGGGCUUUCUGUCGACAAUUCCCAACUGUAUGGGUAGACUGGUGGACAGCAGCAAAUGAACGAAACCCUGAGGCUGGAGUCGGCAUGUACCUGGGUAUAUACGCAUUUCUCGGCGUCAUUGGUGUGGUCUUCAUGACUUGCGCUUGCUGGCUUAUGUUUAUCAACAUGGUAUCGAAAUCUUCAUUACGACUACACGAGGAUGUUUUGCAUGCGACAUUAAAAGCACCUUUUCAGUUUUUCCAACUUGUCGACAUUGGUAAUAUUACUAACAGCUGCUUCCACUUUACUGGUCUUUCCAAAUCUCUGACUUUGGAUGUUGGAUACUUUAGGUUUAGUCGAGACAUGGACCUGAUCGAUAUGGAUCUCCCCAUGCAGGCACUAAAUUUCGUUGCCGCAACUGGUACAUGUACAGCCCAGAUCGUUAUACUGGCUGUAUAUGCCAAAUAUUUGGCAAUCACCAUCCCUUUUGUCGCCUGUCUUGUCUACAUAACGCAAAAGUUUUAUCUUAGGACUUCGCGACAGUUGCGACUUUUGGAUAUCGAAGCAAAGGCGCCUCUAUAUACUCAUUUCUUAGAACUCGUGAGCGGAGCGGUGACAGUUCGAGCCUUCGGCUGGCAGGCCGCUUUCGAUGAUGCAUGUGUAUCGCUGCUCAACUUCUCUCAGCGACCUGUCUAUCUGCUUAAUUGCAUCCAACAAUGCCUUCAGUUCUUCUUAGACAUGAUGGUGGCAGUAGUGACUAUUUCCCUAAUGGCCAUGGUUGUUUUUAUGCGCGAUUCAUUCGAUCCGGGAUCUGUCGGAGUUGCGUUAGUCAUGGUCAUGACUUUUAACAGCAACUUGAUGCUUCUUAUCCGGUUUUGGACUCUUAUGGAGACUUCAAUAGGUGCCAUUUCACGAAUUAAGAGCUAUGUGGCCACAACAAAGCCAGAGGAGAUCGCUGAAGACAUGCAACCACUGCCUGCUGAAUGGCCUUCCACCGGAUCGAUCAAACUUUCCCAUCUCGAAGCGGGUCACUCGAUGACUUCGGCUCCCGUCUUAAAAAGUCUUACAAUGUCCAUCAACCCUGGAGAGAAAAUUGCUAUAUGUGGUCCAUCAGGUAGUGGGAAAACAACAUUAGCUCUUUCUCUUCUCCGAAUGGUCGAAACUCAGCAAGGGAGCAUUGAGAUUGAUGGAGUCGAUCUGUCAAUGCAUAGCCGCGCCGAAAUUCGGCAGAGAUUGAAUGUUGUCACGCAGGAAUCGUUCAUCAUGCCUCGAGACGUCCGUUUCAACAUUGACCCGCUCCAAAACGCAUCAGAUGAGUCCAUGGUUGCAGCAUUGCAGAGAUUGGGGCUCUGGGACUCGAUGAAAAACGAAGGCGGCCUCGAUAUGCCAUUGAAGACUACUUCAUGGUCUGCUGGCCAAAGGCAGCUUCUAUGCUUGGCGCGUGCCAUGGUACGGAGGGGGAAAGUACUUAUACUUGAUGAAGCUACUAGCAGUGUUGAUAACGCUACUGAAGAAACGAUACAAGAUAUCAUAGAGUCGGAGUUUGCAACUCAUACAGUGUUAUCAGUUUUGCAUCGGCUACGAUACAUUCAGCGCUAUGAUCGAGUGGCCGUGCUCGAUGCGGGUGUCUUGGUUGAAUUCGAUACGCCAACAGCCUUAUUAUCUCGAAAUUCGAGGUUCGCAGAACUGUAUCAUUCUGGAAAUCAUACAUAG
Molecule: messenger RNA, 4341 nt
Organism: Trichoderma breve
Lineage: Eukaryota; Fungi; Ascomycota; Sordariomycetes; Hypocreales; Hypocreaceae
Product: ABC transporter domain-containing protein
Exons: 17
Coding region: 1-4341 (1446 amino acids)
Biological process (GO): transmembrane transport
Cellular component (GO): membrane
Molecular function (GO): ABC-type transporter activity; ATP binding; ATP hydrolysis activity
Source: RefSeq, a predicted model, not a curated record